AUGGACGCCGCCGGGGUUCCGCGCCCCUCCGCCGCGCCGGGCCGGAGCCAGCCCAGGCCGGAGCUGAAGAUCGUGAUCGUGGGGGACGGCGGCUGCGGCAAGACCUCGCUGCUCAUGGUCUACAGCCAGGGCUCCUUCCCCGAGCGCUACGCCCCGACGGUGUUCGAGAAGUUCACGGCCCACGUGAUGGUGGGCAGCAAGGAGGUGACCCUGAACCUCUACGACACGGCAGGGCAGGAAGAUUAUGACCGGCUGCGGCCCCUGUCCUACCAGAACACCCACCUGGUAAUCAUCUGCUAUGACGUCAUGAACCCCACCAGCUAUGACAACGUCCUCAUCAAGUGGUUCCCUGAGGUCACGCACUUCUGCAGAGGGACCCCCAUGGUGCUCAUCGGCUGUAAGACUGAUCUGAGGAAGGACAAGGAGCAGCUGCGGAAGCUCCGGGCGGCCAAGCUGGAGCCCAUCUCCUCCAUACAGGGCCAGAGCACCUGCGAGCAGAUCCGAGCUGCCUGCUACCUGGAAUGUUCUGCCAAGUUCCGGGAGAACGUGGAGGACGUCUUCCAAAAGGCCGCCAAGGUUGCCCUCACCGCUCUGAAGAAAGCGCAGAGGCACAAACAACGGCAGUGCCUGCUGCUCUGACUCCCGCGGGCGGGGCACCGGCCUCACUCGGGACUGACAGGGGGCCCCGGCUGCUCCCCAGGAUGCAGCCUCACCCCCAACUCAGGAAGUUGAGUGUCUCUAUGGCCUGGUGUCUGGGGCCUGUAGCUACUCAGAACAUUCUGGAAUUCUUCCCAGCUGGGGCUCUGACAAUGAACUGACCUCCAAGCUCACUCGGAGCUGGGGCCCAUGUGGUAGGGGCUGAGGUGCUGGACACAUCCCCUCUGCCCUGGAGCCAGGCUCUCUUCACAGCCUCCCCCUUCACACCCAGUAGGUCCACAACACCGUGGAUGCAGGGAAGCCCUCCGUCUCCUCCGUGGGUCGCCUUGGAAGGGCAGUGCUCCUGCCACUGCACCCCAGAGAUAGGCACAGCCGCAUCCUCCGUCCCUGCUUCCUUCCCCCAGGAACUCGGGGCUGGGGACUAUCAGGAGAGCACAGGCGCCAGCCUGGACAUGGGGACCGGCACCAGCCCCACACCCUCCUCCGCUGCCCGAGGACUCGCGGGGUCCUCAGCGUGGCCGUCUACGUGCAGCCACGCGACCCUGCCGGAGGGCUCACCGGCAACUCCACUGACGGCAUCUCGCGGAGAAGUGCCCGCUGCCACAGCCAGCUUGGGGGUCAGACUGCACGUGCCCUUUCCCAUCUGCACACCGAGCCCGUGUGCCUCAGUCCCCGCUUGUGCUGUCCCGUGGAGGGAGUGCUGGAGCAAGACCACCCUCGCCCAGCUACAGGCCCCCCAAGCCUCCCGGAGGCCUGGGUCCGGCACUUGUUAAUAAGCCAACGGCCAGGGGCUCCGAAGGCCCCCGCGGCUGAGGCUGCUGGUCCCGCGCGCGGAAGCCUCGCCUAAGCCGAGUGGUUUCAGGUGGCUCCGGCCUCCGCCCCCCGCCGCCCCCGGCCCAGUGCUGGGACCCCAAAGAUGCACUUCUCAAGUUCUAGGGACACACUUUUAAGUCCACCUGCCCCACCCACGUUAGGUCCGCGGCUGCCCGUUUCGGUAAAUAAAAUGUCCACGGGACACAGGCUCGCCCACUCGCCUGCUCGCGGCUGCGUCUCCCUGCAGCCGCCGGCGGAGCAGCGGAGACCAGCGGGCCGCAAACGUCCAAUGUUUCCAUCCUUUACAGGAAAGUUCCCCAACUCGGUGUCGGGCGAACCCAGGCGCCGGAGGGCUGGGGGGGAUGCUCGGGGAAGGCAGGUGUAAAGGCGCCGGCGGGGAACGUGGGCAGCAGCCCAGGGCCGCCCGCAGGCUGAGCUCGUGAUUCAGGCCUGGGUUUCCAUGCGGAGACUUAAGUGGACUGGGGAGGCCUCGUUUUUCCAAUGCAGUUAAAAGAUUUUAAUCCCCUUCAAGGGUCAAAGCACGAGGGGGACGCCAGCUGGGAGCUUCAAAGCGGAUGUGCGGGAACGUGGGCCAGGAGCGGAGUCCAGGUGGGGAGGGCAGCGCCUCCCCGCAAGCUGCGGGCUCCUCACCUCCCGCAGGCGACCAGGAGCACCUGCCGG
Messenger RNA from Talpa occidentalis (Iberian mole), 2151 nucleotides. It is a transcript of the gene RHOF, whose product is annotated as ras homolog family member F, filopodia associated. The transcript has 5 exons. Gene Ontology annotation, biological process: small GTPase-mediated signal transduction; cell migration. Gene Ontology annotation, molecular function: GTP binding; GTPase activity. The coding region runs from base 1 to 639 and encodes 212 amino acids. Lineage: Eukaryota; Metazoa; Chordata; Mammalia; Eulipotyphla; Talpidae. The record is from RefSeq and is a predicted model, not a curated record.